Messenger RNA from Aspergillus niger, 1704 nucleotides. RefSeq lists its product as uncharacterized. The transcript has 10 exons. NCBI's taxonomy places the organism in Eukaryota, Fungi, Ascomycota, Eurotiomycetes, Eurotiales, Aspergillaceae. Gene Ontology annotation, biological process: protein folding. Gene Ontology annotation, cellular component: chaperonin-containing T-complex. The coding region runs from base 1 to 1704 and encodes 567 amino acids. The record is from RefSeq and is a predicted model, not a curated record. Gene Ontology annotation, molecular function: ATP-dependent protein folding chaperone; ATP binding; ATP hydrolysis activity.
AUGGCGAUGCAGCUUGAUCUUUCUCAAGCUUCUGUAAUGAAGGAUGAACAGGGCCGGCCAUUCAUCGUCGUUAGGGAUCAAGGAAAGAAGAAGAGACAGCACGGCACGGAUGCGGUGAAGUCACACAUUGUUGCCGCUAAGACGGUCGCCAGCAUCGUCAAGACCUCCCUGGGUCCCCGUGGUCUCGACAAGAUCCUGAUCUCCCCCGACGGAGAUAUUACCGUUACAAACGAUGGUGCCACUAUUCUCGGCCAGAUGGAAAUCACGAACAACGUCGCCAAGCUUCUUGUUGAGUUGUCAAAGUCUCAAGAUGAGGAAAUUGGUGAUGGAACCACAGGUGUCGUUGUGUUGGCUGCUGCUAUGCUGGAACAGGCGGCCGAACUCAUCGAUAAGGGCAUCCACCCUAUCCGGAUCGCAGACGGAUACGACCAAGCUUGCGAAAUUGCCAUUGCAGAACUCGAUAAGAUCAGUGAUGAAAUCCCCUUCACUAAGGAGGAUACUUCGAACCUGCUCAAGGUUGCCAAGACCAGUCUGGGUAGCAAGAUUGUUUCCAAGUCUCACGACCAGUUUGCGAAUAUCGCUAUUGAUGCAGUUCUCUCCGUGGCCGACCUCGAGCGCAAGGAUGUUGAUUUCGAGCUGAUCAAGGUUGACGGCAAGGUCGGAGGUGCCCUCGAGGACUCCCUCCUCGUGAAGGGUGUCAUUGUCGACAAAGAUUUCUCCCACCCUCAGAUGCCCGACGAGGUUCGGGAUGCCAAAUUGGCCAUCCUGACCUGCCCAUUUGAGCCCCCAAAGCCCAAGACCAAGCACAAGCUCGACAUUACGUCAGUUGAGGAGUUCAAGAAGUUGCAAGAGUAUGAGCGGGAGAAGUUCACCGAGAUGAUUCAGAAACUGAAGGACUCUGGCGCCAACCUAGUCAUCUGCCAGUGGGGUUUCGACGAUGAGGCCAACCACCUUCUGCUUCAGAACAAGCUCCCCGCCGUUCGCUGGGUUGGCGGCCCUGAGAUCGAACUGAUUGCCAUCGCGACGAAUGGUCGUAUUGUUCCUCGUUUCGAGGAUCUGAGCUCGGAGAAACUCGGAACCGCAGGUCGUGUUCGUGAGAUGACCUUCGGUACCACUCGGGAGAAGAUGCUCGUCAUUGAAGAUUGCGCCAACAGCCGUGCCGUGACGGUGUUCGUUCGUGGAAGCAACAAGAUGAUCAUUGAUGAGGCCAAGCGUUCGCUUCACGAUGCUCUUUGCGUCGUGCGUAACCUGGUCCGUGACAACCGUGUCGUUUAUGGUGGUGGUGCUGCUGAGAUUGCCUGCUCCAUCGCUGUUGAGGAUGCCGCUGUCAAGAGUCCCGGAAUUGAACAAUACGCCAUGCGCGCCUUCGCUGACGCCUUGGACGCCAUCCCGAUGGCACUUGCUGAGAACUCUGGUCUCAGUCCUAUCGAGACCUUGGCUUCGAUCAAGUCUCGCCAGGUCAAGGAGAAGAACACCCGUCUUGGUGUUGACUGCAUGAUGACCGGCAACAACGGUGCGUAUAGGGCCUUCCUUGAAACCGCAGGCAUCUUUACUAAUCAGCCAUCGAUAGACAUGAGAGAGCACUUCGCCAUCGACCCCCUGAUCGGAAAGCGGCAGCAGCUGUUGCUUGCUACUCAGCUCUGCCGUAUGGUUCUUAAGAUCAACAAUGUCAUCAUUGCGGGCGACGAGGAUCAGGAAUUCUAG